Chlorella variabilis is the source of this 756-nucleotide messenger RNA. RefSeq lists its product as hypothetical. Gene Ontology annotation, molecular function: S-adenosylmethionine-dependent methyltransferase activity. The coding region runs from base 1 to 756 and encodes 251 amino acids. Lineage: Eukaryota; Viridiplantae; Chlorophyta; Trebouxiophyceae; Chlorellales; Chlorellaceae. The record is from RefSeq and is a predicted model, not a curated record. The transcript is spliced from 5 exons.
AUGGCGCUCGUCUCCACCGCAACCACCAGCGGCGGCAACGGGGCCGCCCCGCCACCCGCGGUGCGCGAGGUGCUGGACCGCCGGCAGCGGCAGAAGCUGAGCGCCGGCGACGACCGCGAGUUUUACAGUGUGCCGCGGCUGGUGCACCACCUGGACGCCGGCUUCAGGGCCCAGCUGACGCAGCUGUACCGGCAGCGCAUCCCCGAGGGAGGCGACGUGCUGGACCUGUGCUCCUCAUGGGUCAGCCACCUGCCGCCGGAGCGCAAGUACGGGCGGGUGGUGGGGCACGGCAUGAACGCUGCGGAGCUGGGGAGGAAUGCGCAGCUCAGUGAGUUCUUCGUGAGGGACCUCAACCGGCAGCCCAGCGGGUGGGCGUUUGCAGACGAGUCGUUCGACGCCGUGCUCUGCUGCGCCUCCUGCCAGUACCUGGAGCAGCCCGAGGCGGUGUUUGCGGAGAUGCGCCGCGUGCUGAAGCCAGGGGGCGUGGCCAUCGUCGCCUUCAGCAACCGAAUGUUUUACGAAAAGGCCAUUGCCGCGUGGCGCGACAACACAGACUACGGCCGCUGCGUGCUGGUGAAGUCGUACUUUGCGGCGGCGGGAGGCUUCAGUGAGCCAGAGGUGGUGAAGCGGGUGGAGCUGCCCGCACAGGCCACAGGCCUGGUGCAGCAGGUGCAGAUGUGGGGCGAGCGGCUGUUUUCGGGCGGCAGCAGCGAUCCCUUCUUCGCCGUUGUUGCUCACAAGCUUGGCACAGAGUAG